Coffea arabica (coffee) is the source of this 4500-nucleotide messenger RNA. Lineage: Eukaryota; Viridiplantae; Streptophyta; Magnoliopsida; Gentianales; Rubiaceae. The record is from RefSeq and is a predicted model, not a curated record.
AUGCAAGGUCGCGUGGUCUCCGGGUUGGUCUCCCGUCAGAUAGAACACUACGCUCCAUGGUUAGUUCUUCAACAAAUUCUUUUUCUGUCCUUUCUGAUGAUUAAGUUACUUUUUUGGAAUAUAAGAGGGGUAGCUCGUGCUCCUAAUUUAAGGCGGUUAAGGAAACUUAUUAAAUUGUAUGAUCUUCAAUUGGUGGUUGUUGUUGAACCUAAGUUGAGGGUGGAGUCAAUUACUGAUAUUAGAAUUAAAUUGGGGAUGGAUUGUUGCAUGUUCAAUCAUUGGGGUUCUGUUUGGAUUUUCUACCGGUCAUUGUUUACGUGUCAGAUUACAGGGGAGUCUCCCCAACAUAUAACUAUUAGAGUACAAUCUCAUCUUUUCCAAGACUCCAUUAUUUUGUCUUGUAUACACGCGAAGUGUACGCAGCAGGACAGAGAGGAUUUGUGGAAUGCACUUUUGCAGGAUAAACCCGCCUUCAAUCCUUGGUUUUUGGUGGGGGAUUUCAAUGUGGUCACAAAUACAGAGGAGAAGAGGGGUGGAUUGCCAUUUAGACCGUCGGAGGGAUCAGACUUUCUGAAUUUUAUGGCGCUAGCUGGUGUCAGUGAUGCGGGAUUCUCUGGGUCAAGGUUUACAUGGUGUAAUAAUCGUUCGGGAACGGCGCGGAUCUGGAAGCGUCUGGAUCGCUUACUUCUGUGUGGGAGUGCAAUGGAGCUACCGUACCAAUUCAUGGUGCAACAUUUAGGCCGUGACCCGUCGGAUCAUGCUCCCUUGUUGCUAUCGGUGGAUACGAGGCUAGACAAUAAACCCAAGCCGUUUCGUUUCUUAAACAUCUGGACCACUCAUCCUGAUUUUCUGGGGGUUAUCAAGGACUGGGUACGUAGUGCAGAGCGUGUGGUAACCGAGUCUGAGACAGCAUACGACCUCGAUCCUACUGAGCAGCGACGGAGCGAGUUACAUCAUGCUCGGGCUCGAUUGCGCCGAGCGCUUGUAGUUGAGGAGGGUUUUUGGAGACAAAAGGCGCGGGUUAAGUGGCUUUCGGACGGAGAUAGGAACACCAAAUAUUUCCACUCCUUGGUUACGGAAAGGAGACGUAGGGCAGUAAUUCAUCGAGUCAGGGGUACUGCUGGAGAGUGGAUCGAGGGGGAAUGCCAAAUUGGGGAGGCAGCGGUGGGUUUCUUUAAGGAUCUUUUCACGGCAGAGGGGGAUCUUCCCUCCCUUACCGGUCUGGAGAUCAUACCUAAACUGAUAACAGACCAGGAAAACUCACGGUUAACGGACAUUCCAUCUCUUACAGAAGUUAAAGACAUAGUCUUUGCUAUGGAUGGAGAGAGCGCAGCCGGCCCGGACGGGUUUACAGGGAAAUUCUUUACCUUUGCUUGGGAGGUAGUGGCAUCGGAUUUAUACCGGGCGGUUGUCAGCUUUUUCUGCGGUGCUGAACUACCUAGGAGUAUCACGGCUACCUCAAUUGUGUUGCUGCCAAAAGUGGAGAACCCCCAAGAUUUUAAGCAUUUUCGUCCAAUCAGUCUGUGCAACUUUACUAACAAAAUCAUCUCCAAGCUGUUAUCGGCAAGGUUGGCGAUGAUAUUACCCCGGAUUAUAUCUCCACAGCAAAGCGGGUUUGUCCAAGGGAGGCAGAUUACAGAUAAUUUCUUGUUAGCUCAGGAGUUAGUAGCCGAUAUCGGGAAAUCAAAUCGGGGUGGCAAUGUGGUCAUCAAGUUAGACAUGAUGAAGGCUUAUGAUAAAGUCUCAUGGCCCUUUCUCCUACAGGUGCUACGAUAUUUCGGAUUCAGUGAGACCUGGAUAGACAUGAUUUGGCGCUUAAUAUCGAAUGUGUGGUUCUCGGUACUUGUUAAUGGUGGUUCAAACGGCUUUUUCAGAUCUUCACGGGGUUUACGGCAAGGGGAUCCAAUUUCACCAGCCUUAUUCGUUAUCGGAGCUGAGGUGCUGUCUAGAACCCUCAACACGCUACCCACACAAAGAGGAUUUACUCCGUUCAAAGUUCCUCCUCAUUGUUCUAUAAUUACGCAUUUGGCAUUCGCCGAUGACGUGAUUAUCUUUUCCAGUGGGGCCAAGUCAUCCCUACGUCUGAUUAAACGGGUUUUGGAUGAUUAUAAUGAGGCAUCAGGUCAGCGAAUCAACCCUCAGAAGAGUUGUUUCCUUACUCAUCCACGGGCACCAUCUCAGAGGGCAGCGGUUGUUAACCAGAUACUAGGGUAUAAUAAACGCGACUUUCCAAUACGGUACCUUGGUUGUCCCUUGUAUACCGGAAGGAGCAAGAAGGUUUACUAUACGGAUAUAUACAAUGCGGUGGCGAAUCGGAUUUUGAGUUGGAAAAACCAGAUAUUAUCGCUAGGAGGCAGGGUGGUGUUGAUUCAGAGCGUGUUAUCCUCUAUGCCAAUUCACUUGCUGGCAGCCGCGUCCCCUCCAAAAGGGAUGUUGAUGGUCAUAGAGAAAUUGUUCGCCAAGUUCUUGUGGGGAUCUUCGAAUUUCGGGGAUAAAUUCCAUUGGAUACGUUGGGCAGAUUUGUGUCGGCCGAAGGAUGAAGGGGGUGUAGGCCUGCGGGGUUUGAAACAGGUCUACGACUCAUUUUCCAUUAAACUCUGGUGGAAAUUUCGACAACAACAAUCAUUAUGGGCAAAGUUUAUGUCCCAGAAGUAUUGUGCAGGUCAUCACCCUUGUCUUGCUGAUAUUGGGCAUCCGGGAUCCCAAGUUUGGCAGAGGAUGGUUACAAUGCAGCGUUUUGGGGAGGAUAAUAUUAGCUGGGUAGUUCGGGAGGGGGCUUUGGACUUUUGGCAUGAUAAUUGGAUGGGGUCAGGUGCGCUUUGUGACAAGGUUGAGGUCUUCCAUGAUCAUUCGGUGGUUGAUUUUGUAGAUCGGCGGGCUUGGAAUGUGGACAUGCUCCAUCAAUUCUUGGAUGGAGAAUUGGUUACGCAGGUUUUGGAGAUUGACCCUCCUACCGAUAGGGGAAAUGAUACAAUGGUAUGGGCAUUGACGAACUCGGGUGUUUUUUCCACUGCAUCGGCUUACUCAUUGAUCCGUCAAUCCAAUGACAAUUCUUGGCUUUUUGGUCGUAUAUGGCAGCAGGGUCUUCCAGUCAAGGUUUCUUUCUUUAUGCUGCGACUACUACAGGGGAGGCUCCCUCUUAUGGAUCGCCUAAAGAGGUUUGGGGUUUGUGGCCCAUCUAGAUGCUUGUGUUGUCAGAAUCCCCAGGAGGAGGAUUUGAAUCAUGUGUUUUGCUCAGGAGAAGGGGCACGAUUGGUCUGGCGACACUUCGAGAGUACUGCUGGUGAGUUUAGUGGGGUGCAUACGGUGCGUCAUAUGGUGUGGUCUUGUUGGUUAAGGAGGGGGACUAAUGAUCGUGUAAAGUUUUUGCAUAAUAUACUUCCUUCGGUGGUAUGCUGGGUUUUAUGGAAGGCUAGGAAUGAAGGGGUGUUUGAAGGUCGGAAGAUGAGGAUCAGGCCUACGGUGAAUCGGAUUGUUCAGUUUCUGCAUGAUUUCCUUCAGUCACGGUUCCCGGGGGUGCAGCCUUCUGCCCCUACAUGGGAAGGGUUGCUUCUCGAAUUAGGUAGUCAUCAAAGGCGGAUGGUUAUUAGGCCAGUUUACUGGGUAACUCCACGUAGAGGCUAUAAGUUGAAUUCAGAUGGAUGUUCUCGGGGGAACCCAGGAAGGAGUGGGGGGGGUGGGCUUGUGCGGGAUAGUCGAGGAAAUUUUGUAUUCGGCUACGCGGAGCCCUUCGGGGUGAUAACCAGCAUGCAGGCGGAACUUCGAGCGUUGCUAUGGGGCGUUAGACAUUGUGUGAUUCGAGGGUGCUUGGAGUUACACUUAGAGGCGGAUUCUCUCACCCUGGUUCACAUUGUUCAAGGGACUAGUGCUUGUCCUUGGCGUUUACAGAGAGAUCUGGAUGAGUUGAUGAUGUUCAAGCAAUAUUUCACAUCGAUCACACACUGCUACAGGGAAGCAAACGCACCUGCAGAUCAUUUGGCAAAUUUUGGUGCUGAUUCUAGUGCAGAUGGGUAUGUUAAGCUAAAUACAGAUGGCUCCUCGCAUGGGAAUCCAAGGCUAAGAGGUGGCGGAGGGAUUCUCAGAGAUUCAAAUGGUGAUGUGGUGUUUGCAUUUGCAAAGUACUAUGGUUCUACUUCUUCCCUACAGGUGGAGGCUCGGGCUCUCUAUACCGGGCUUGAAAUUUGUGCCUCAAAGGGUCUCUCUGGGAUAGUGGUGGAGACUGAUUCUAAACUUCUAUGGGGUAUUCUGGUUUCUAAAUCUAUAGGUCCUUCUUCUAUUCGUUCGGUGAUUCAGAAGAUCCGUUGUUUUGAUCCUCUUGUCAUUUCAGUCAUACACUGCUUUCGGGAAGUGAAUAUGGUGGCUGACUCCCUGGCAUCAUUCUCAAUUUUUUCUGGCUCCUUUAUGCUAUUUCAGGCACAACAGGGUCUGCCUAAGUUGUCUAGGGCGUUAGUGCAUUUAGAUAGAUUGGGUGUUUGUAAUUUUCACCAGAGAAGAAGGUAG